Molecule: messenger RNA, 7288 nt
Organism: Pygocentrus nattereri (red-bellied piranha)
Lineage: Eukaryota; Metazoa; Chordata; Actinopteri; Characiformes; Serrasalmidae
Gene: gabbr1a
Product: gamma-aminobutyric acid (GABA) B receptor, 1a
Exons: 24
Coding region: 115-3318 (1067 amino acids)
Biological process (GO): gamma-aminobutyric acid signaling pathway; G protein-coupled receptor signaling pathway
Cellular component (GO): membrane; G protein-coupled receptor heterodimeric complex
Molecular function (GO): G protein-coupled GABA receptor activity
Source: RefSeq, a predicted model, not a curated record
AAGAGGAGGAAGGAGGAGGAGCGAUGUGGAGUACGGGCUGUGUGUUUGCAUGUCGCUCGUAACGCUCGGUCAUCGGAUGGAUUUGGUUCGUGUUUUUAGCCAAAGCCGCCGUGAAUGAGCCGGUCAGAUGCCCGUCUGUGCCGCUCCGCUGGACUCCCUGCGCUGACCAGAGCAGUCAAGAACAGGAGGAGGAGGAGGAGAAGGAGGAGGAGGAGUGAUUAUGAUGAUGUGAAGAGCCACCACACGGACGUUAUUUAUUUGCCCCCCUCCCCACCACCCCCCGAAGUGGCUGGUGAAGGACGUCGCCCCCUCGGGCCCUUCCUCUCGCCCCUCUAUGCAGAAAUGGCGCAGCUGUUGUUUCUUGUAAUUUUCAACAUGCUUCCCACUCUUAUCGCGUCCAUACAUAAUUCAACAACCGGAGGAUGUGCAAUAAUUCGCCCCCCUAGAGAUGGAGGGAUUCGGUACAGAGGACUGACUCAGGAGCAGAUCCGCAGUGUACAGAUUUUGCCUGUAGACUAUGAGAUCGAGUACAUCUGCCGGGGCAGCAGGGUGAUCGUGGGCCCAAAGGUGCGCAAGUGUCUCUCCAACGGCACCUGGACUGAGAUGGACCAUCAUAGCCGAUGCUUGUUGCUGUGUCCACGUGUCUGGACGUCUUUGGAGAAUGGAAGAGUGACAGUGCUGCCUCCUGGACCUCCAGCAGAGGGCACAGUGCUGCAUUACAGCUGUCAUGCUGGAUUCCUGCUGGAGGGCAGAAAUAUCUCCCACUGUACCAAGCUUGGCAACUGGGACUCACCAAAACCACUGUGUGUUUAUGACAGGAAUUACACAGGAAAGAAGAAGCUGUACAUUGGUGCUUUAUUCCCGAUGAGUGGCGGCUGGCCCGGUGGACAGGCGUGCCUGCCCGCUGCCCAGAUGGCCCUGGACCUCGUCAACAACCGGAGUGACAUCUUACCGGACUACGAACUGGAGCUCAUAUAUUAUGACAGUAUGUGUGACCCGGGGGAGGCCACUAAGCUGCUGUAUGACCUCCUCUACACAGAGCCAAUCAAGAUUGUUCUGAUGCCAGGCUGCAGCUCUGUGUCUACACUGGUGGCUGAAGCAGCUCGCAUGUGGAACCUCAUAGUGUUCUCCUAUGGUUCCAGCUCCCCGGCCCUGUCCAACCGCCAGCGCUUCCCCACCUUCUUCCGUACACACCCCUCAGCCACGCUGCACAACCCCACCCGUGUGCGCCUCUUCCAGAAGUGGAAAUGGACCAAGAUUGCCACCAUCCAGCAGACCACAGAAGUCUUCACCUCGACGCUGGAUGAUUUGGAGCAGAGGGUGAAGGAGGCUGGUAUAGAGAUAAGCGUGAGACAGAGUUUCCUCACUGAUCCCGCCGUGGCUGUCAAGAACCUGAAGCGGCAAGACGCGCGGAUCAUUGUAGGCCUUUUCUAUGAGACUGAAGCACGAAAAGUCUUUUGUGAGGUCUACAAGGAAAAACUCUUUGGGAAGAAGUAUGUGUGGUUCCUCAUCGGUUGGUACGCAGACAACUGGUUCAAAAUCAAAGACCCAGCCAUUAAUUGCACUGUGGAGCAGAUGACGGAGGCUGUGGAGGGACACGUUACUACAGAGAUCGUCAUGCUGAACCCUGAGACUGUUCGUGGAGCUUCCAACCUGACUUCGCAGGAGUUCCUGGCCCAGCUCAUGUCCCGUCUUGGGGGGAAGAACCCUGAAGAGACGGGGGGUUUCCAGGAAGCUCCUCUGGCGUACGACGCUGUGUGGGCUCUUGCUUUGGCCCUUAACAAGACUGUUGCACCUCUGCGGGGUAAAGGCAGAAGACUAGAAGACUUCAACUACAACAACAAGGACAUCACCUCAGAGAUAUAUCGAGCCCUUAAUACCAGCUCAUUCGAAGGAGUAUCAGGUCACGUAGUCUUUGAUGCCCAGGGUUCCAGGAUGGCUUGGACGCUCAUAGAGCAGUUGCAAGGGGGCAGUUACAAGAAGAUUGGAUACUAUGACAGCACAAAAGGCAAUCUUUCCUGGUACGGAAAUGACAAGUGGAUAGGCGCUGGCCCUCCAGCAGAUCAGACGGUGGUCAUUGAGGAGUUUCGCUUUCUCUCCCAGAAGCUCUUUGUUUCUGUGUCUGUCUUUGCUGGCAUGGGAAUUCUUCUAGGCAUAGUGUGUCUCACCUUCAACAUCUACAACAGUAAUGUUCGGUACAUCCAGAACUCUCAGCCGUACUUGAAUAACAUUACGGCCGUGGGCUGUGUGCUUGCUCUGGCUGCUGUCUUUCCACUGGGCAUUGACGGCCAUCAUGUGCACAGAUCACAGUUUCCUGUGGUGUGUCAGUUUCGCCUGUGGCUGCUAGGGCUGGGUUUCAGCUUGGCCUACGGCAGCAUGUUCACUAAGAUCUGGUGGGUUCACACUGUCUACACCAAGAAGGACGAGAAAAAAGAGAAGAGGAAGCAUUUGGAGCCAUGGAAACUCUAUGCAACUGUUGGUGUUUUACUGGCUAUUGAUGUCCUGUCUCUGAUGAUCUGGCAGAUUGUUGACCCUUUGCACAUUACUGUCGAGAAGUUCACUAAAGAGGCUCCUAAAGCAGAUCUGGAUGUUUUGAUUCAACCGCUGCUUGAGCACUGCAGCUCCGAGAAGAUGAACACUUGGCUUGGUGUGGUGUAUGGCUACAAGGGACUGCUCCUGCUGUUGGGAAUCUUCCUGGCCUACGAGACCAAGUCCAUCUCCACUGAGAAGAUUAAUGACCACCGUGCUGUAGGAAUGGCCAUCUACAAUGUGGCUGUGCUGUGUAUGAUCACUGCUCCAGUGACUAUGAUUCUGUCUUCUCAGCAGGAUGCCUCUUUUGCUUUUGCUUCACUGGCCAUCGUUUUCUCUGUCUAUAUCACCCUGGUGGUGCUCUUUGUGCCCAAGAUGCGGCGUUUGAUCACACGUGGGGAAUGGCAGUCGGAGCAGCAGGACACACUGAAGACAGGAUCAUCUACCAACAACAAUGAUGAAGAGAAAUCACGACAGCUUGAGCGCGAGAACAGAGAACUCCAGAAGAUUAUUCAGGAGAAAGAGGAAAGAGUGACAGAGCUGAGGAACCAGUUGGCAGAGCGCCAAGCUCUUCGUUCACGGAGACACACGUCCAGCCAAAAUCAAAACCAGAACCACAGCGCCCCUCCACCACCCUCGUCUCAGGCCGAGCCACCCGGCUACUCACCAGGCACUGAGCAGCACUCACUGCCCCCCUCCUUCUCCAACUCCUCCAACCUGUACCAGGGAGAAGGCAAGCUGAGCCGGAAUCACUGCCACAACAGUCGUCUGCCUCUGCUCUAUAAAUGAGCUGAGCAGGACUGGCACUAAACACUCUGUGUGAUGAGGAGGUACGGUUAACUUUGUGUAGUGCAAAAAUUACUGCUUUCUGACUUAAGGCAUGUCAACUCUCUGACUCCACUCUUUAUUAACCUCUGUUCUCACCAUCGUGUCUCUGUCUCAAGUCAUGGCAUAUUAUAUGUCAUCACUGUAUCAAUAUAAUGCUGUGUGUCAUCUGAUAUUAUUGAGUCUAUCCCUAGUUUUACAGUAUUUGCUGUGCUGUUGUAACACCUACACAGGGAGCACUAAUAUUAAAUUAGCCUUUAGCAAAGCACUAAAGUCAAUUAGAAAAUAGCGACAAAUGUCUUGCAUCAGGGCAAGUGUAUAUUCAAACAGCCACCUGGAAUUUGGAGCAAAAAUAUGCUAUCUGAAAUACAGGUCCAUGUACCAUUCUUUGGACCACUGAUUCUCCUUUGGAUGGCAAAGAGAAUGUGCAUUUUACUAUUUCAUUACUAUCUACUAUUUUAAUUACUGCUUUCCAAAGACACACAAAUGAUAUUGACCUCUGCGUCGUCCAUGACGAUUGUGCAAGGUUUGAGGAAGUGAGAUGGAUGAGAUAGAUAAGGAAGCCGAAUACAAAAUGUCACUCUCGUCUCCAUCCCAAUAAUACUCUUUCUUGGGGAAUCCCUCAUAAAAGCGUGAUACCUUUAGUAGGGCAGUCCCUGACCAUUUUAGAGAAGUUGACAUUUUAAGCAAUAUAAUAUGAGAGAGAGCCUGUUGUGAGCAUUGUGUUGCUUUUACAUAAUAUUUUUGCUAAGUAAACUUGAAAACAAAGAGGCCCCAGUACAUCAUGAUAUCCGAGAUAGCACCAAUAAUAGAGCUUGGCAGAUGGUGUAGUCAAAACUAACGGUUGCAUAAUUAACCAUAUACAGUGGAGUCUUAUGCAAACUAAAGGCAGCUCCCGAGGAUCCCUCGUGAUUCUUUGCAAAUAUGGUUUGUGACACCAUUCCGUUGGUUUCUGACACUUGAUCUAAAUAAGUCUUCCUCCAAGUGUCAUGAUCCCCAUAUGUUCCAUAUAGAGUCUCAUUCUUGGGAUGGAAGGGAGGACUGGAAUGAGCAAGCUUUGUUUUUUUCUUCUAGUGUGUCCAUUCCUGCCAGUGCUCCUGGGGCUUGCUUCUUAUUUAUUUAACCAUCAUCAAAUAUCUCAAUAUUUAGUUUGGAUUGUAAUGGCAAAAUAAAAUUUUCUUUCUUUCUUUCUUUCUUUCUUUCCUUCUUUCCUUCUUUCUUUCUUUCUUUCUUUCUUUCUUUCUUUCAGCACUGUAAUGUAUAAAAUUAACUGUAUUUAAUGUAUUUUUUAUUUUACUUAACUCUUCUAUGUUUGGGAAAGCCAUGUUUUUACUCUGGUAUAUUUUCUUUAAUGCAUGCAGUUAAAGUGUCCAAAUUUUACUUCUUUAGUUUAGCACUGGAGCUACGAGGCCAACGUUACUAUCAGACACUAAAAGUCGACCAGAAGGAUUUUAUGCAGACUUGUCGAUGAACACAACUUUGGGAGGAGUUUUGGGGAAGCAUUUCCAGAAAAGAUCUGGGUGUCUAUUGCUUUCUAGUGAUCGACAGCAAUCUUAGCCUCGUAGCUCAAGUGCAAACCGCAUUUAGCUACAUGGUAAAGUUUUUUAUUCAUCUUUAUAGUUGACAAUAAGUCAUACUGUCCUAAUCCAUACUGACAAAUCUACAUGACCUUAUUGAAAACCUGGAUGCGGUUUGUAGUUGAGAGAGGUUUUGGGAAUGCAUUUAGGGAAAAUUUGGGUGACUAUUAAAAUCUAUUGUUUGUUAGCAAAGUUAGCCUCCAGCACAACCCUAAAGAAGCAAAAUUUCAGCAAAAAACAUACUCUGGCUAAUCGACUAAAUCUGGGGAAAGUGGAAAAUGAUGUACAUUUCAAUUGGAACCAUUUCUUUCAUGAGAAACCUUGAAUCUCUUAAGGGAUAUUUAGUGUACAUUAAUAUUCAAGGUUAACAUGAGUUUGCAGGUGAUGGUAUGUAAAAUAAAUCCUUAUAGACUAUAUAGACACGUUUAUUAAAAUGAUCUGAAAUUAGUCACUUUAGUCAGCUUGCAUCUUUAAGAAUAUUAGUAGUUUAAAAGAAAUAAUCAAUUCCACUACUGGCUUAGAUAUGCUGUGUAUUUAUUUAUUUAUUUAUUUCAUUUGUAUUUGUCUGUGGCCACUGUAUAACACUUGGGAUCACUAAAGGCCAUGUCAAUACUACAGAAUCUUGUUUCAUCAGUAUGAAAGAAUUUUCACUUAACAGGUAAAAAAAACCUAUAAAGCACAAUAUACUGCUGGUAAAUUGUUUCACAUCCUUUUGUGAGAUUUUUAAGUCAUAAAAAGGCUGUCAUAGUCUGUUUCCAGAUUUAGCACAACAAAUUUGAAGCCUUACCCAAACUCUUAACUGUGCACCUUCUUUUGGGUAGAUACAAUACGUCUGUUUCAUUGAAAGAAAUCAAUAACGUAUAUUUCAGAUCAUCAGUUUGGUAUUGGAUUUUCUAUUCCAAGACAAUCAUUAUGAAUGCUGAUUGUUUUAGUAAAUGUGCUUUUUUAUAUGAUCAGACAAGAAGACCUAAUGAACGUGUGUUUUCACAAGAUCACAGUAAUUCAAGUUCUGAGUCUGUGUGUUGCUACAUUUCACCAUUUGUUGUUUGCAAGCGCGUUCAAAAAAAAAAGCAACAGUUAAGUUUCAUUUGCUCUCAGAUGUCAGUUCAGUUGCUUAGAGUACAUAUUUAAACAGGGCACUACAAACCAUAUGUUCCUACAGCAUGUAAGCAUUAUAUCCAGUAUAUUAGCUCAGGGUAUGUAAUUAUAAUAUCACUUUAUAAUAAACAAACUUUUAUUUAUCAGCUGUGUGCACUGUACUACAAUUGAGAUAUUCUGACAGUCAUUCCAUCUUUAAUCAAUAAUCAAGUUCCUAUGUAAGUUUUGGAAAUGUGUCAUUUUUAAUUAAUAUAUGUCCUGUAAAUAUAAUACAAAAAAACUCUUUAUGCAAACUCUAUGGAUGUCAUGGUUCAAUAAAGCUCAUUAUUUUGCACUAACCUUAAAAGAUGUGUAGAGGACUUAAAAAAAGUGAUACAGUAUUGUGUCAGAGUUGUCAGAGACCACCCUUCACUUAAUAUCUAGUCAAAACAGCCAUCAAGUACAUUAUUUUUAUUGUUCAACAUCAGGAAAAAAGCAGAAAACUAAAUUACACGAAACAACUUAAUGUAAUAUACAGUUUUUCAGUGGUUAAUGUAUCCACACUUUGUCUUGAUCACAGCUUCUCUUCUUCAGAAGCUCCAAAGUUCAGUCUUAGAAGUUGGUUGCAUCUUCUGCCUCUCAACAUCCAAGUAACGUGUUAAAUAAUCUUAAGGCCUGGACUCUGGGGUGGUCAAUCCAUUGUUCUGAGGCCACCAGCAGCUUCUUUCUUUGUCUUUCCUAGCCUUAGUGUUGUCAUCUGACAGUAGGAGGGUGAACAGAAGCACGUGCAUUUUUUUUUCAGAUCUGAAGCAAAAUCUCUCAUAGAUAAAAGCUUCAAGAACUGUUUUUUCUGAUGGGGGAAGUUUUGGUGGUCUACCAGGUCCUGCACGGCUGUUGGCAGUCCCACUUUCUCUGUUUCUUUUCAUUUUUUCAAUGAAAGCCAGCUCCCUCAAACUCUAGUUUUGGGAAAGUCCACUAGUUUUACUUUCUCUUUUCCUUUCCUUAUACAAGUGGAGACUCUCGUGUCAUAUGCAAAAGCUUGAACACCCCAGGUCAGAUGACUUUUUGUUGAUGUGAAAACAAGUUUCUCUGUAUACAAGGAACUCAAUUACGUUUGGCCAAUUUUAAUGCACAGAUUCUAUAUAUUGGCUGAACUUAUUAAAUAAAAGAAUACAUGAUAUAUGCUGUAACUUUUGCCACAUUUUAUGUUUUAUUUUUUCCCAAUGUGUUAAAUUUAGCACAUAAACAGCAAUAGUGUAUUAAAUGUACAGAAGUGUGAA